Musca vetustissima is the source of this 1050-nucleotide messenger RNA. Its product is annotated as FGFR1 oncogene partner 2 homolog. Lineage: Eukaryota; Metazoa; Arthropoda; Insecta; Diptera; Muscidae. Bases 1 to 1050 code for a protein of 349 amino acids. The transcript has a single exon. The record is from RefSeq and is a predicted model, not a curated record.
AUGGCCUUAACCGUUGGACAACUAAUUAUGGAUGCCCAGAGAAUGGCGAGUCGUGUAAAAGAAUUGGACGCCCUAAGCAGCGCCUUACUUGUGGAGGCCGAAGGUAACAACCGUUAUGUGGAAAGUUUACGUCAGUACCAAGACGAGGUGGACUCCCUAAAUCGCAUUGCCAACAAUAAGACCAAUGUGGAAAUGGUCAAUCGCAUUCAACAGCAAAAUGCAAACAGUUCUGAAAUACUAAAGGAAAAUCGUGAACUGAAGGUGUGUAUCGAGGAUUAUGAAAGAGCAAUGGACUUGAUAAUGCAGAAGUACCGGGAACACACAAGCAGCAAGGUACUGGAGAGCAAGCUGAAUUUCAAGGAGGUCUACAACGAAAAACUUUGGAAAAUUAUACGCGAGCAGAGGGAAAAAAUCAAUGAAAUGGCUGCGGUCAUGCAGAGAGCUGCCUCGAUAGAUGACGAUUGUGAUUUGGAAUUGAUAACACGGCUGCGUUUGGAGAACAAGGCUCUGCGAGAAUUGCUACAAAUCUCCAAACAAUUUGGCACAUUCAGUCGACCUAUACGCUUCAACGAACACUUGUUGGAAGAAAAGGGCGUGCAAACAGAUUAUAGUGGUGAUGAUUCAGCCGACGAGCUCUCCCUGUCCGGCGCUUCAAUCGAAAAUGCAAAUAACAAUUCAGUCAUCCAACUGGAUACGAGAUCAACUUCGCCGAAUGUGGCCAUGAACUGCUCAAAUACAGAAAAUCUGCCAACAGACAAUGCGACACUGCUCAAUUCUCACGAAAUUGGCGAUGUGGGCGAUAAUAAUAAUUUAACACCUGCCACCGACUCGGUAAAUGCGACCUCAAAUGCGUCAGCCGCUGUUGCUGGAGUGCCAGCAACUGCUUCCAAUUCUGAGGAGAACAAAAUGUCAGCAACGACUACUACCAUAGACCAUAACAAUCCAAGCGCUUCUGCUGGUAUAGAAGCCACAACAAUCAAUACAACCAACACCAUUGCAAAAACUCAUCCCUCAAAUUCCAAUAGCUUGACCACUGCCAGUGCAACAUGA